CGCCGGCCCGGUGUAGGUCAGCCCGCCGGCUCCCCGCGCCGCGCCAGCCAUGGUGAACCUGGGCCUGUCCCGGGUGGACGACGCCGUGGCCAGCAAGCACCCGGGACUAGGCGAGUACACCGCGUGCCAGUCGAAUGCUUUCGUGAAGGGCGUUUCCGCCUUUGUCACAGGCACCGGCACGACCUUCGGCCUGCAGAUGCUGGUUCAGAGGAAGCUUCCAUACCCCUUUCAGUGGAAGGUGCUGCUGGCUGUGGUCGCAGGCUCAGUAGCCAGCUACUGGGUGACGCGUGUGGAGUCGCAGAAGUGCAGCAAACUCUGGCUCUUCCUGGAGACAGGGCAGCUCCCCAAAGACAUGGGCACAGAUCGGCGCAGCUAGGAGCGCUCCAGCCGGGCACAGAAGACCUGGGGCCAGACAACUCUAGAACACAGCCCUUGGCACCUCUGCACCCCAGGUUGGCCCUCCCCACACCUGUGGCCCCCACACACAGGCAUGACCAAGUCUGUUGAACCUGUGCAGACUGCUCCUGCCCAGCCUGGCCGCCUGGGAGCUCAAGCCAGGAGACUCCGUUCCUGGGGUGGCUGUCCUGCAGGUGGACACAGCGCUAGAGAGGACCAGCAUGCCUCAUGCACCUUUGGGGGCAGCCCUGGAGCAUGGAGGGGGCUUCUGCACUCGGCUGCUGACACUCCCUUUCUGGCCCCUGCAUUUCCCACCCACCCCAGAGAUGACAGUUCCCCUGGGGGCUGGGGAACUAAUAAACACCUUGCCCUGUUUCCCACCUAAGUUCCAAAGCAGUCGGGGAACAAGUCGGAGCAGUAAGAAGAUGAGAGAAACGUCUCCUUGGAACCACACCACUGAAGGGAGGAGGCACCAGGGCAGCUCUGAAUCUGAACCCCAGAAUUAGACAUCUGGCGGGCCCCACGUGCUCUCCACACGGGCUGGGGGUGGGGGGAGGCACAGAGCAGAUGUGUGCAGCCAAAUAGCACCUGCUCUCAGGAGAGGCGGGCCGGAAGUGGCCACGCCCACCCACCGACCAUUCCAACCCACCUAUGAGAUUAAGUCACUUCUCUCUGGGGGAGGAGGAAGUGAGGGGUGCAGGGGACCAGAGCCAGCUGACUGGAGCUCCGUCCACAUGGAGGAAGGCUCCUGAGUGGGUAGGACUGUCCAGCUCAGCCACAGCCCACAGAGGGAGAGGGAGCGGAAGACAAGACCCGACACCCGGGCAGAGCCAUCGUCCUUUCCAGCAGGCUCCUCCGGAACACUGAGGGUGCACCUCCCAGGGCCUCGCUGCUCCAGGCCCAGCCCCGCCCUGCUGGCCUGGCCCAUCACUCAAAAGAACAUCUAUUGCACACUUACG
Molecule: messenger RNA, 1355 nt
Organism: Budorcas taxicolor (takin)
Lineage: Eukaryota; Metazoa; Chordata; Mammalia; Artiodactyla; Bovidae
Gene: TMEM141
Product: transmembrane protein 141
Exons: 5
Coding region: 50-376 (108 amino acids)
Source: RefSeq, a predicted model, not a curated record